AUGUUAAGCAACAAUUAUACCGAUUGGAUUGAAAAAUCAAUUUCAAAAGGAUACAUUAAUAAGUUUAACUAUUCCGAUUUUAACGAUAGACAACCAGUAGGAGGUGGAAAUUUUGGAAAAGUCUAUCGUGCUAAUUGGAAAAAGUCCGACACCCUUUUGGCCUUAAAAUCGUUUGAUAAUAACAAGUUAACUCUUAAAGAAGUUGUUAAUGAGAUAAAAUUACAUAAACAAGUUGAUUUUCAUCCAAAUAUUCUGCGAUUCCACGGUAUCACGAAAGAGUCUGAGCAAAUUCAUCAAAUGAAAUACUUAUUAGUUUUAGAGUAUGCGGAUGGUGGUACGUUAAAAAGUUAUUUAAAUACGCAUUUUAAUGGACUUGGUUGGUACGAUAAAUAUCAAUUAGCAUUUCAACUAACAAGUGCUGUAGAAUGUAUGCAUGAAUGUGGUAUUAUUCAUCGUGAUCUGCAUGCAAAUAAUGUACUUAUACAUAACAAACAGAUUAAAUUAGCAGAUUUUGGAUUAUCAAGAAAAAUUGCAGAAGAAUCGAACAGUAGUUGCAAUACUGUAUUUGGAGUAGUACCAUAUAUUGAUCCAAAAUGUUUCAAUGAUCGAAAUCAUAAAUUAAAUAAGAAAUCUGAUAUAUACAGUAUUGGAGUACUUAUGUGGCAAAUCUCAAGUGGACGUGAACCAUUUUGUACUGAAGAUUAUGAUAUAAAAUUAGCCUUAGAUAUAUUAAGGGGAAAAAGAGAAAAACCUAUUGAUGGUACUCCCAUGGAGUACAUUAAUUUAUAUAAAGAAUGUUGGAAAUUUGAAGAAAAUGAGCGUCCAGAUAUAAAACAAGUUGUUUCAACACUUAAAGAAAUAAUAUUUUCUAAUAGUAAUAAUGAAAAAGAAGAAAUUUAUUUAACUGCAGAAGACAUAUCUAAUUUUGAAUUAAGUAAAACAAGUAUAAAUUCUAUAACGGAUGAAAAUGAUGAUUUAAUAAUAGAAAAUAUACCAAGUAUUAUCAAUUCUAAAAGUAAUGUUAAUUCUCAAGAUAAUUUUUUAAAUGAAUCUGAGGGAAUAGCUCAACCUAAUUAUUGUCACAGUUAUGAAACUAAAGUUAUUAAUAAGUGUGUGACUCAAAAUAAUUCAUAUAAAAAUUGUGAAAGUAUAGAUAGUGAGGUUAAAGAAAUUUCUAAUAAAGCAGAAUUGAUACCGUGCAAAAAAUUAGCUGGUAAAGGAUAUCUAGGUGCUAAAUUUAAUUUUCGAUUUGGAUUUAUAUUCUCUACUGUGUGUAACUCAUUCUAUAUUAAGGAUGAUGAUAAUAGAAUAUUUUCAGGAUGUCAGCAGAAGUUUGAAGAAAAUUAUCUAAAAAUACAAGUUUUUCCAAUACUUAAUAAAGAAAUGAUAUUUCCUGAAAAACUUAAUAAUGUAAAAGAAAAAAGUUAUUUAACUGUAGGAGGAAAACCAAAUUUAGAAUUAAGAAAAAAACAAAGUAUAAAUGCUUUAAAUUUCAAUGUUAUUGUUCCUGAAAAUAAUGACAAUUCAACUUUACACAACCAUUCAGUAUAUUUUAAUGUAUUAAAUAUUUUAUUAGAGGAAAGCACUCAACUUGAUAUUAAUGAAAAUAAAGAAAAUAAGAUUGCUCAAAUCAAUCCUAAUAAUUUAAAUAAAAAUUGUGGAUAUAUGGAAAAUGAGUUUAAAGAAGUCCCUUCUUUGUUUAAUAUGGCAGUAAAAUAUUGCGAUAAGAAAUUAUAUGUUAAAGCAUUUAAGUUGUGUAAAAAAUUAGCUGGUAAAGGAUAUUUAGAUGCUCAAUUUCAGCUUGGAUUGUUUUACGAUCAUGGAUUUGAUGAAAUUGAUAAAAAAAAAGCAUUUGAAUUUUAUACAAUAGCAGCUGAAAAAAAUCAUGAUAGAGCUCAAAAUAAUCUUGGUAAUUUAUAUGAAAAUGGUGAAGGUGUAGAAAAAGAUUUUAAUAAAGCAUUUUAUUGGUUUAAAAAAGCAGCAGAAAAUGGGAAUGAAGUUGCAAUAUAUAAUUUAGGUAAAUGUUAUGAAUUAGGAAUUGGUGUUGAUAAAAACUUAGUUAAAGCUUUUGAAUUAUAUAAAAAAUCUGCGGAAAAAGGAGAUUUAGAUGCAAUGUUUCAAUUAGGUUAUUUUUAUAUAAAUGGAUUUGGAACUAAAAUUAGAAAGAAAAAGGGAUUUAAAUUGUAUAAUAAAGCAGCUGGAAGAGAUUUAAAAUUUAAUAUUUUAACACAAUAUGAAAAUGAUGAAAAAAUAAUAAAUGAUUUAGAUAAAGUUAAUUAUUGGUAUCAUAAAGCAGCAGAAGAUGAUAAUGAAGUAGCAUUAUAUAAAUUAGGUGAAUUUUAUGAAUUAGGAAAAGGUGUUUGUAAAAAUAAAGUUAGAGCAUUCACAUUUUAUAAACAAGCAGCUGAAAAAGGUUAUAAGAAAGGAAGAUAUAAACUAGGAUAUUGUUAUGAAAAAGGAAUAGGAACAUAUAUUGAUUUAGAGAAAGCAGAUAAAAUAAUAGCAAAAGAAGAAAAUAUUGAUGUACUGGAAAAACUUGAAAUAUAUGAUAAUCAGAAGCCAAGUAUAGGAAAAUUUAAAAUGGCUAUUAAUUGGUAUAUAAAAGCAACAAAUAUAUUAAGUACAAUAUGGUAGUAAAGAUUUAUUCACCGUUUCCUUGCAGUGAAUAUUAUCAUCUCACUUAUAAAAAUUAUCUAAAGUGCCAGCCAUUUCAUUACGUGACUGGUAACAAAUCCAGGUGGGAAAACAGAUUUUAAAAAAUCAAAUUCUCAAUAGAAAAAUGAG
Rhizophagus irregularis DAOM 181602=DAOM 197198 is the source of this 2784-nucleotide messenger RNA. RefSeq lists its product as uncharacterized. Gene Ontology annotation, biological process: protein phosphorylation. Gene Ontology annotation, molecular function: protein kinase activity; protein binding; ATP binding. Lineage: Eukaryota; Fungi; Glomeromycota; Glomeromycetes; Glomerales; Glomeraceae. The record is from RefSeq and is a predicted model, not a curated record.